This is a messenger RNA of Truncatella angustata, 480 nucleotides long. RefSeq names its product Sybindin-like protein. The transcript has 3 exons. Gene Ontology annotation, biological process: endoplasmic reticulum to Golgi vesicle-mediated transport. Gene Ontology annotation, cellular component: TRAPP complex. The coding region runs from base 1 to 480 and encodes 159 amino acids. NCBI's taxonomy places the organism in Eukaryota, Fungi, Ascomycota, Sordariomycetes, Amphisphaeriales, Sporocadaceae. The record is from RefSeq and is a predicted model, not a curated record.
AUGUGGGCUGCCGUAUUCCAUGAGGGUGUGCUGGCGCUCAUCAUCAUCAACAAGGCCGGCGGUCUCAUAUACAACCGCACUUUCUCUGAAGGACUCAACCAGCUGAGCACCAACGACUAUCUCGUCCUCGCUGGUACAUUUCAUGGAGUCCACGCCAUCACAACUCGCCUCAACCCCUUGAAGGCACAUCAACCCCGGCCGGAACCUGGCUCGCGCCCCGAGCCCCCCAACGGCUUGGAGGUGCUUGAGACGGAGAACUUCCGGAUGCAGUGCUUUAACACUCAGACCGGCAUAAAGUUCCUGCUAUUCACCGACACCUUGCAGACCGGUAUCACGGAAGGCACUGUGCGCAAGGUUUACGAGCUGUAUUCCGACUACGUCAUGAAAAACCCCUUCUAUCAGCUUGAAAUGCCAGUGCGCUGUGAAAUGUUUGAUCGGAAGCUGAACUCGUAUAUCCGGGAGAUUAAUAAUUCUCGGUGA